GGUGACAAACGUUUGAAAACAACGUAGAAAGUUGCAUUCCCGUCUAAUAUUCGAUGCAUUUCUCCACGCGUAUUUAUCGAGAUAAUUGUGUUGUGUAAUAAGAAAAUUUUAAACGAAUUGUCUUGUCGAAAGAUCUCAGGAAGAUAAGUACUUUUACUUUUCCAAGAGACGUUCAUUAGUCGCUGGUAAAGAGAACUGUUCACGUUUCUUUAAUUACAACUGAGAAAGUGAAAUUAUCUCGUCUCGAAGGAUAAGCACAACGAAAUGUCGCCGGUUAAAUUUCUCGGUUUUCCCUUUGUUCUUAUACAGUUAAACGCCCAAUUUAAAGCAAAUAAUCUCGUCGCUUUCUUUAAUUUAACGCGCAGCCUGUGUAAAUACAUACUUAGUUAUAUUACCCUUCGAGCCAUUUUUAAGUCAAAGCGCGUUCGUCUUGAGAAGAUUUUCUCAGCUCUUCUCGAACAGUGAAAAUAUAAAUCGUCGCUUCAGCUUUGCCGAGUUCCCAUGAUGCUAAAACAUUAUAUCGUUGUAUUUUUAUUAAAUUACAUUGUAAUGUGCAACAACGUUGACGCGUGGAAUUCUUUAAGAAGGUAUCGACAUUUUUGGCAAGCAAAUAAUUAUCCUUCGAACGAAACAUCGUCGAGUACCCCCGGCAGAGAAAAACGACUUUUCUCGCUGUUCACUUUGGUAAAGUUCGACAAUAACGUUUGCGUUGGGGCAAACGGCGAAAAUGGCACUUGUUUGGCAGCCUCGGAAUGCUCGCAACGCGGGGGUGUAUCCACUGGAAUGUGUGCGAACGGUUAUGGAAUUUGUUGCAUCGUAACUGUGUCCUGCGCCGAGACGACGAUCAACAAUAACACCUAUUUCGUUAAUCCGAAUUAUCCAUCGUCGUUCGAUGGUACUUUGUCUUGUCAGUUGACACUGAUUAAAUCGCAUCCAGCUGUGUGUCAAUUUAGAUUGGAUUUCGUGCAGUUUAACAUAAGAGGCCCAGAAACGACUAAUCACCAAUGCAUUUACGAUCAGUUCAUCGUAUCGGGAGGCAAUCCAGUGCCCACUAUAUGCGGAAAUAAUGCUGGAAAUCAUAUAUACGUUGACGCUGGCCUUGGACAUACGAAUCCGGUUACAUUAACAUUCGUUACAAGUGGCAGUUCUUUUCCUCGAUCUUGGAAAGUACGGAUUUCUCAAAUUCGUUGCGAUACUAUAUACAGAGCCGAGGAAGGAUGCUUGCAAUAUUUCACCGGGAUAUCUGGUCAAAUUAAUUCGUUCAAUUAUGAUCCAGUUAGUGGAUUGCAAUUGUCCAAUCAGGAUUAUAGUAUUUGCAUUAGAAUGGAAAGGAAUUUCUGUGGUAUUCAGUACAUGACAUGCCCUGUUGAAGGUCAAGCAAUGAUGCCUAACGGUGCUGCUCCAGCACAAAUGAUACGCAGCAGUGCGUUCACGCUAACAGGGAACACGCAAGGUGUACAGAUUGCAUCAAUGACAGGGGCAGCCUGCCAAACCGACUGGUUAACUAUUCCUUGUUCAUUCAAUACAGGUAGAUUACCGACAUCUAUGAUGAUGUGCGUUGAUCGAUUUUGCGGGGGUACGUUCAACGCUGAGAAUCAAAAUUUGAACGCGUCUUCUGUUAUCAGUACAGUGAAACCAUUCAGAUUAAUUUUUCAUACGGAUAGCAUCGAGGCACCGAACGACGUUGGAAACAGAGGAUUCUGUUUGAACUAUGUGCAACAACCUUGCACCACAAAGUUAUGAUGAAUGAAAAGGUGAACAGGAGGACAUAGUUAACACAUUUGCAAAUACAUCCAUACUUUAUUAACUCACCAGCAUCUGUGGAUUUAACGAUUCAGGACAACACAUGAAAUAUGCUAGAAUUAGGUAACACGAAAUCACAAACACUAAGAUAAUCCUGUAUGUUAUUUAACACAGAGGUAGGUUUACUUUUAAUAAGUAGAAAUUCUGUUGGUCAGUCGUUUUUCGUCAUUGUAAUUUGUAAGGCAAAACUGAAAACGAAUAUAAUAGUAUAAGUGGGACCCGUUCUGUAAUCGGAA
Osmia bicornis bicornis is the source of this 2039-nucleotide messenger RNA. RefSeq lists its product as uncharacterized. Bases 502 to 1743 code for a protein of 413 amino acids. The transcript has 7 exons. The record is from RefSeq and is a predicted model, not a curated record. Lineage: Eukaryota; Metazoa; Arthropoda; Insecta; Hymenoptera; Megachilidae.